UGAUCACCAGACCGCUCACAUACCGCAGUUGACAUAUGUACAGACCGACAGUUCUCCCUUUGGAAGCAAUUUAUAACCGAGGCACCAAAACAGCCUGAGAAACAAUGAGCUUGACCGAACUGGUCAUCUGCGGUGCAGUCAUACUGUUAUACACUCCGAUCACAGUCGAAAAAUCUUGUCCACUGAUCGACCCACCAAUCGACUUAGGAUCGGGUGCAUUGGAUCAACUUAUCGAUGUACUACUUCAAAAUUUGCUCACUAAUAAGUCAGUCAUUCGUAUGAAUCAACCGGUGGAGUUGUCCGACGGGAUUGAAAUGGAACGUCUCAGAGUGCAUAACUUACAAUCGAUCCAUCGGACUUGUGCUGUACACCUAACCACACAAGAUACUCCAGGAUGUUAUCAGCGAGGUUUUCUGUUGGACGCGUGCUUUGGAUUCGAUGAGCUCUUGGUGAAUGCUUCCUUGACAACGUGGAUUCCGGGCUUGCGCAAAGGAGAUUACCGCAUUAGCCUGACAUCAAUGUCUGUUCGAAUGCUGAUUGAACUGUUUCCACAAAUGCUGACGGGGAAUGGACUGCCGCUGAAUUCGUGGUUGCCAAUUUACCAUCCGGUUGCACGUAUCGCCCAACUAGAAACGGUACAAUGGGCUAAAAUUUCGGUGACCUCACUUACCGGUGGAGUGAGUCGGCGUCUAAUAAUGUGGUUCAUAAGUAGUCUGCUCAACAUGGCCAAGCGAUCGAUUUUCGACAGACUGGAUUGGCUAAUCAAACGCGCAAUUAACGAAGAACUCCGGACAUUUCGGCUACAUCCGUUUUUCGUCCCCACAAUCGUAAGUCACAAUGACCAACCGCUAGUACGUGCCGAAGGUAAAACUGCAAACGUUCACCUGUACGAACCGAAGGAGAUCUUCGCCUUGCCCAUAGUGUGAAAAGGUCCCGACGUUAUACCAACGGUCCUACUGGAUUGCGGGAACCAGUGUCAAACUGAAGCAAUGUACCAUGCGGUCUUACACUCCUACCAUGUAUACGUGUUGUAAAUAAACGAAG
Messenger RNA from Opisthorchis viverrini, 1044 nucleotides. RefSeq lists its product as hypothetical. Lineage: Eukaryota; Metazoa; Platyhelminthes; Trematoda; Opisthorchiida; Opisthorchiidae. The coding region runs from base 105 to 926 and encodes 273 amino acids. The transcript has 3 exons. The record is from RefSeq and is a predicted model, not a curated record.